AAGGCCACCGGCCGCAGCUGUCAGUCAGCUCGUGCUCUUCGCACUUCACACUACACAGCUCGCAUCUCCUCCGAACAUCAUGCACCUGUGCAGGGCAGCUUGGCAAAGACUGGCACCUCUGGCCAGCAGCAGGGGCACCGCUGCUCUUCUACGAAAAGCACCCCUCCGCCAGAUGUCUUCUAGCAGUGUUCCUGGAUCUUCAGGCGAUGCUCUGCCUUAUUACCUGUUUGUAGGUAUCUCUCUGACCGGAGCAGGAGUUUAUGUAUACAGAACACUUAGCAGUGACAGAGACCGUUUCCAGGAUCGCCAUUCAUACCUUGCAAAUAGACGAAAAAGUAAGAAUACAGUUUUGGUACAGUUGUAUAUUAAAUCUGAAAAAUAUUUGAGUUUAAUAUUUUAUUUUGAGUCCAAUUUGAGACUUACAGAGGCUGAGGCCAGUGACGUCUCUGAGGUCAAUGAGGAGGCUGCUGAUGUUGCUACACUUGAGGCUGUAGCGGUGGCUGUUGAAGAAGUUACUGAGCAGGAAGCGCUACCGACAGAAUCUUCAGAGACGCAAGAGGUGGUUGUUGAAGUAGUGGAAAUGCCAGCUGCUACAGAGCAUGCAGAAGAGAUUGAGCCAACGCCAAACGCUGAGGAUGCCCCAGCACAAGUGGAGCAGGACAUUGGAUCUAGUGAUGAGGUCUCUGAGGUAACAUCUUCACCUACACUAGAGGCAAGUGUAGACAACAUUCAGGAGGAGCUGGUGUCAGCUGCAGAAGAUUGGACUGAGCUCUAUGCAAGGAAACCAGAGGAGGCCAUUACUGAGACCUCCCAAGAAACACAAGUAACUGAUGAGACUGUAGAAUCAGAAGAGGUGGCCGCAAGUUCCUAAAGGAAAGAUCAUGUUACAGAAAGCAAAUUUACAUUGAAUUUGAUGCCCAAGAUACCCAUCACAACCAGAUCACCAUUGUUCUUGAUAUCCAACGUCUACCUGUAGCAUGAAUGCAUAUUUCCCUGUACUUAAUUAUAUGUUCCCAUUGAAAUAUACAGUGCUGCUUUUUCAUGUUGCUCAAAUUUGAGGAAAGUUAAAUUGCUAAUAGGUACUAUAUAUUUAACCCUUUCUCUGCUGGAUGGGAUGUUAGAAAAUGUAUUUCUUUACCAAAUUCCACAGGGAAAAUGUGAAUUAAUUUUGAUAGUACACGCUACAAUAAUAAGGCAUCUUAAUAAGUACUAACCAGUGACUUGUUUGAUUAACUCUAUGGCAUUUAUUUACUGUCAUCCCUGCCCUGCAAGGGACAUAUUUAGUCCUAAUUAUGUGAUUAGAACUAAAUAAAUAUGGCGCAUAACUGACAGUUUGACAUAGUGUUGAACAAUAUUUCUUUUAACACUGCCCCCGUGCCAUUUCAUCAGAAAUGCAUUGCUUGUCACAGGGAUUCCAAUUCAUAGCCAUUCCAAUCCAGUAGAAACGCAUAUAAUAACUAAUUUAUUACAAGCUUUGUAAAUGCUUUAGUUGCACCACCCCUGUACAUUCUAUAGGGACAAUUCCACAGUGGUGCUCCAAUACUUUAGAAAACACUUUAAGAAUUCAACAGUUUUGACAUCUCAGAAACCUA
Bombina bombina (fire-bellied toad) is the source of this 1592-nucleotide messenger RNA. It is a transcript of the gene MGARP, whose product is annotated as mitochondria localized glutamic acid rich protein. The transcript has 7 exons. Gene Ontology annotation, biological process: anterograde axonal transport. NCBI's taxonomy places the organism in Eukaryota, Metazoa, Chordata, Amphibia, Anura, Bombinatoridae. The coding region runs from base 80 to 871 and encodes 263 amino acids. The record is from RefSeq and is a predicted model, not a curated record. Gene Ontology annotation, cellular component: mitochondrial outer membrane; mitochondrion.